Daphnia magna is the source of this 929-nucleotide messenger RNA. Its product is annotated as guanine nucleotide-binding protein subunit beta-like protein 1. The transcript is spliced from 2 exons. Gene Ontology annotation, molecular function: protein binding. NCBI's taxonomy places the organism in Eukaryota, Metazoa, Arthropoda, Branchiopoda, Diplostraca, Daphniidae. The record is from RefSeq and is a predicted model, not a curated record.
GAAGCCAAUCUAAAUUAGGUCAUAAGAUCGAUGGCUCAAACACCACCAGAUCCAACCCACAUUCUGCACAACCCAAGUGGACCAGUCACAGCUUUAACUACAUUUCGGACGAAGGAAGGAGGUGAAGAAACUCUCGUUAGUGGAUCAAAUAAUGGAGCCAAAAAUAUUUGGAAUUUACAGGUUUAUCGAUCACUCAAGACCUGGCAAGCUCACAGUGGGUCGAUUUUAUGAAGACCUGAUACAUAAUUUAAAAAAAUUGCAGUUUAUCGUUUGCUUGUCGAUCAUGAAGGGUUCUGCAAGUGCGACCUGUGGACAAACAUCAUAGCCAUCCCUACAGAGAAAAACUCUGUUCAUAUUUUCGACAUUAACGAGACAUCGUCUCUUGAACGAACAAGUACGCUGAAAAUAGAUGAUGGCGAAGGAGCUCUAAUGGCCAUUAAAUUGUUGGGGCAAGGGAGUAAAAUAGCAACCGCCUACGAAAGUGGUUGCAUUUGCAUUUGGAACGAGAACAUCGUACUCCAUCGAACAAGAGUCAAGAGCAUGCCAACCUGCCUAGGGCAUCAUGCCCAUCGUAAUGAACUUCUAUUAGGGACUUCAUGCGAAACCCUUUACAUCUUCAACGCAGACAACCUAACAGAGCUCAAAUCGAUUGCGUUGACCAAUCCAGGUUUGAACGUUAUGGCGCUCCGCCUAUCCGACCUUCGUAUCUACGCAACAGCCGGCUGGGACAAGCGGAUUCGCCUCUUCAGUGCUCGAUCUCACAAAAAGCUUUGCGUCCUUCAGCUUCAUGACGAGGCCGUCAACAGCUUGAUCUUCAUAGCGGGUCCUGGCAGCGGUUUGUUGGCUGCCGGAGGUAGCGAUGCUCUGAUAUCGCUCUGGGAUGUCUAUAACAGCUAGUGACGUCGGAGGCCACCAAAACCCUUGAAAGG